Molecule: messenger RNA, 522 nt
Organism: Echinococcus granulosus
Lineage: Eukaryota; Metazoa; Platyhelminthes; Cestoda; Cyclophyllidea; Taeniidae
Product: Cell wall protein PRY3
Exons: 4
Coding region: 1-522 (173 amino acids)
Source: RefSeq, a predicted model, not a curated record
AUGUGUAUCUCCAACAAUAUCGUAACUACACGAAGACGAACAAAGCUUUGCAACAAGGCGAGUAGCAACGGCAGCACCAGCAGCGGCGACCUUAGCGAGCGACUUCGAGCUCUUCAUGGCUGCAAUCCCCUAAACUAUGACGCGGACUUGGCGGAACAGGCUCAGAAACACGCCGAGUUUCUUGCCCUGAAGCGUCGAAUGGUGCAUAGCAACGCUUUUGACUACGGUGAAAAUAUUGCGAAAAAGUUUGGUACUCCGGGAUUCAAGCUCACUGGUCACUUCACACAGUGCGUGUGGUCAGACACGGAGCGGGCAGGAUUCGGCUUCUCAAAGGCGAGGGAGGGCGAUUUAGUCAUUGUGGUAGGCCAGUACCGACCACCGGGCAAUUACUCCGGCGAGUUUCCCUCCAAGGUGCCUCGGCCGUUGAGCGGCGAACCGCGAGUGCCCAGUCUGGAGGAAAUUUCCGCAAAGGAGUCCCGGAACGCUACACUACUGGCCUACUACGACUUCAGAAAAGACUAG